AUGUCUCGUCGCACGACAAUUCCAGAGCAACCGCGUCGUCCCGUCUCUCUCGGGAGCUGCAUAAUUUAUGGCUGUGGAGCAGGACUGCUCGGCGUCGCUGCAAUGACGGUCUGCGAGAAGAUCGAGCAGUACUUCACCGGCAGACCCAGUUCAUACGUCCCAGGCCACACACUGGAGCGACUGCUCGGGUUCCCCGAGCGACCGGAUUCCGAGCGCUUUGGACUGAAUAUGGCGAUGCACUAUGGCCAGGGAGCAGCCGCCGCGAUUAUCAGGGCGGUCAUGAGCGCGAAUGGCAUUCGCGGCCCGUUUUCGGAUUUCAUGUUUAUAUGCGUGCGGUUGAUGAUUGACCAGACGCUGGAGAAUGUUACUGGAGUUGGGGCGCCGCCGUGGACGUGGCCAGUUAAUGAGCAGAUCAUUGAUAUUCUACACAAGGCGGUUUUCGCGUUUGUGACGGGGUACUUUACGGAUAGGUGGCUUCGUUGA
This is a messenger RNA of Aspergillus calidoustus, 483 nucleotides long. Lineage: Eukaryota; Fungi; Ascomycota; Eurotiomycetes; Eurotiales; Aspergillaceae. The record is from the annotation of a GenBank genome assembly.